AUGAAAGCAUUCGGACUUGCGCUGCAUGAGUCGAAUGUCGAGUCCUUAUCGAUUUCCCACCGCGAAACGUUCAAAGGAGCGUCUUCCGGCCAUGUCGUCCGCGGCAUCCGCAACCACCUAGGCAACAGCUUUGGUUUUGCCCGUUGUUUACAUCGCGUCGUGCUGAGCGGGCUCAAAUGCAGAGACAAAGGAUGCGUCCAUCUCGCAGCAAUUUUGCCGUCGACUCCAAUCCGACACCUCGAUCUCUCGAGAAACCACAUCACAGACAUCGGCGCCGCAGCCAUGUCGCUCCACCUACGAGCAGCGCCAUGCUUGAAAGACCUCGUGAUGGAUGGCAAUUGCCUCACCGUGGUCGGCGCAUUAGAUCUUGCCCGGGGCGCUGUCGCGCGGAACCUCUCGUCGCUUAGCAUCACAAACAACCAAUUUGACCCGAGCGACGUCGACGCGCUGAAGGUUGUGGCCCAACAGCAUGGAAAUGCGCUUCGUCUUUCCUACAAGUCGACCACGUCCAGCAAAUUUUUCAAACGAUUGCCAACAUGA
Aphanomyces invadans is the source of this 540-nucleotide messenger RNA. RefSeq lists its product as hypothetical. The transcript has a single exon. The record is from RefSeq and is a predicted model, not a curated record. Gene Ontology annotation, cellular component: nucleus; perinuclear region of cytoplasm; cytosol. Gene Ontology annotation, biological process: activation of GTPase activity; nucleocytoplasmic transport. The coding region runs from base 1 to 540 and encodes 179 amino acids. NCBI's taxonomy places the organism in Eukaryota, Oomycota, Saprolegniomycetes, Saprolegniales, Verrucalvaceae. Gene Ontology annotation, molecular function: small GTPase binding; GTPase activator activity.